AUGGCGGCAGCGAAGUCGAAGGUCCCAGACUCCCGAGAGUCUGACAUCAUGCAAAGCCCUAGCAAAAUCACACGUGCCUCUACCUCCACUACAAUCCCUGCUGUGUAUGGGCUUCAAGGGUGGGCAGAUCUCCCAGAAGGUCUGCUUCAUUCCGUCGUUCCUCUGUUGGGUUCCAUCAUUGAGCUCCUUGCCUUCGCCGGAACCUGCCGCUCUUGGCGUGCUGCCUUCUCCUCAUACCCAUCUAAAUCCACAUUAUGCACCAUGCUCCCGUCUCUCCUCGUCCAGCCCCAUAUCACUGUCCAUGCUCCUAAUCUACCCUCCAGAAGUGACGAUGGUCACAAGCUCGACACGUGCCAGGUCCUUGAUCCAGCCAACAUGAAAAGUACCCUUCGCUGCCAGGUUCUUGAAGAGACAUUUGAGAAGUUGUGCUUUGCCGGCUCUUCCUAUGGCCAGCUGAUUUGUGGCUAUGGCAGAAAUUGUCUUAUCAUGGAUGUGUUCACUGGUGCCAAAGUUUUAUCUCCACACCUCCCAUUUACCAACAACACUUAUUUGUACUAUGGCAUGCUGACAACUCCCCUUGCAUCACCAAACUCACACCUCCUAGUUUGUGCGCUACCAGAAAAGAGCGGUCCGUUCCUGCUUGAUUGGCUGAUUGGAAGUGAUUCUUGGUCAAAACUACAGCUCAAUCUUAAUGAUUCAGUGAUUGUGCAGAUUGUAGAGUUCAAUGGUCAGUUUAUCGCGAGGGACAACUACCACAGGCUCUACACUCUGUCCUUGGCCCCCCAGCUUGGUCUGCAGGAGAUAGCAACUGUGUGGUUGGACGACAUACAUGGAUACCCAUAUACACAACCAUCGUUGGUGGUAUGUAGCGGCAUGCUUCUAAUUGUUCACUACAGCUUGAGCCUCGCAUCAUCUGGAGCACCUGUCAACUACAAAGCCUACUGCCUGGACAUGUCCACUGAACCUGCAAGUUGGGUGGAGGUGGUCAAGCUGGAGAAUGAUGCCCGCUUUAUGGGGCGUGAUGUGAACAGCCCGACAUUCUCUUGUAUGAGCCUAGGACGAUGGCGCGGGAGAAGCAACUGCCUGUACUACGCCCAUGACAGUCAACCCUGGGUCUUGCAUGGGAUGGGUCAUGAUGCAGAUGCAGUUUGGGAUGAUUCCACUAACCCUGACCUUGUGUACAGCAGGGGCCUGUGUCUCAAGCUUCAGCCAUUCUGGGUGUAA
Messenger RNA from Miscanthus lutarioriparius, 1224 nucleotides. Lineage: Eukaryota; Viridiplantae; Streptophyta; Magnoliopsida; Poales; Poaceae. The record is from the annotation of a GenBank genome assembly.